CAAAUGACGAGAUCCAUGCCGUCAGUCGUGUCGACGCUAUGGUAACAGCUGAUAUAUAACAGAUGACAUUGUUGUUGAGUUCGUAUAGCUGCGCGUUGAUUUCAGAACGGUAGAAAUCAACAUGUCUCGUUUUCAUCCAAUGCUCGCUGGUACAGGUAUUGUGUUGUGCAUAGUCUUAUCCCAUGGUGCGUUAAAUGUCUGUGUCAACGACAAUAGCUGUAACGGACACGGCACGUGCCCCACCCCUUGUUCAGCUGAGUGUUCGUGCACGGAUGGCUACGAUGGUUAUGACUGUACUAUCCCCCCAAUCUGCACUGCUACCGGAAACCAGUGUGGAACCAAUGGCGACUGCACAACAACAGGCAGCCCAUAUCUCUGUAACUGCAAGAACGGAUAUUCAGGACCAAAAUGUACCACAGCCCCAAUCUGCAUUGCUACCGGAAACCAGUGUGGAGCUAAUGGCGACUGCACAACGGGGUUCUGUACCUGCAAGAACGGAUAUUCAGGACCAACAUGUACCACAGCCCCAAUGUGCACUGCUGCCGGAAACCAGUGUGGAACUAACGGCGACUGCACAACAACAGGCAGCCCAUACUACUGUACCUGCAAGAACGGAUAUUCAGGACCAAAAUGUACCACAGCCCCAAUCUGCACUGCUACUGGAAAGCAGUGUGGAACUAAUGGCGACUGCACAACAACAGGCAGCGAAUACCUCUGUACCUGCAAGAACGGAUAUUCAGGACCAAAAUGUACCACAGCCCCAAUGUGCACUGCUGCCGGAAACCAGUGUGGAACUAACGGCGACUGCACAACAACAGGCAGCCCAUACUACUGUACCUGCAAGAACGGAUAUUCAGGACCAAAAUGUACCACAGCCCCAAUCUGCACUGCUACUGGAAAGCAGUGUGGAACUAAUGGCGACUGCACAACAACAGGCAGCGAAUACCUCUGUACCUGCAAGAACGGAUAUUCAGGACCAAAAUGUACCACAGCCCCGAUGUGCACUGCUGCCGGAAACCAGUGUGGAACUAACGGCGACUGCACAACAACAGGCAGCCCAUACUACUGUACCUGCAAGAACGGAUAUUCAGGACCAAAAUGUACCACAGCCCCAAUCUGCACUGCUACUGGAAAGCAGUGUGGAACUAAUGGCGACUGCACAACAACAGGCAGCGAAUACCUCUGUACCUGCAAGAACGGAUAUUCAGGACCAAAAUGUACCACAGCCCCAAUGUGCACUGCUGCCGGAAACCAGUGUGGAACUAACGGCGACUGCACAACAACAGGCAGCCCAUACUACUGUACCUGCAAGAACGGAUAUUCAGGACCAAAAUGUACCACAGCCCCAAUCUGCACUGCUACUGGAAAGCAGUGUGGAACUAAUGGCGACUGCACAACAACAGGCAGCGAAUACCUCUGUAUCUGCAAGAACGGAUAUUCAGGACCAAAAUGUACCACAGCACCAGUCUGCACAGCUACAGGAAACCAGUGCGGGGCCAAGGGAGGCUGUAACACUUGCAUGAGCCCCUAUCUCUGUCAGUGUUAUUCCGGCUAUGGCGGAAAUACAUGUACUACGGCUCCCCCGUGCACCCCCAACGGAAGUGAGUGUAAGAACGGAGGAUCGUGCGACACAUCCACACUCCCCUACCAGUGUACCUGUCCCAUAGGCCUCACUGGAGCCACUUGUCAGGGAGCUGGCAGUCAGUUGACCUUCUUCGUGGCCACGCUCAUCGUCUCUGCAUUGUCGAGUCUAUUCUUGAUGCAGUUCUAAUCGUCGCUUGGUAUAAAUACUGUAAUGGCAACUAUCUAAAUUGACAAGCUAUUUUGGAAAAUAUUCAUUGAAUGUUUUUCGUUUGUCUACUUCAAAGAUCGUGCUAAUGAUCACCAGACUAGAUCCAAAUAAAGCUGACGGAUUCAUAAUAUGAGUGAAACAUUUACCUGUGUCACUGGCUUGCUUCAUGAAACCAUAGAAACCUUUGUAAUUGGUGAUGUUUCUGUCCUGAUUAAUAUGAAAAAAACGUCUGUCUUACUUGAUCUCCUCCCUUGUGCAAUACCUUGAUGACGUGUAGAGUUACUGAUGUAAGUCGGUUGUUCCACUGAAAUAAAAGGUACGGUUCAAGACCAAAUGCAUAUGUGUGGUGUGUUUUGAUCAUAUAACACCCAAUGCCGCUUUCAGCAGUAUAUCAGUUAUAUAAAGAACUAUAUCUCUCAA
Haliotis rufescens (red abalone) is the source of this 2212-nucleotide messenger RNA. RefSeq names its product adhesive plaque matrix protein 2-like. Gene Ontology annotation, cellular component: plasma membrane; protein-containing complex. The transcript is spliced from 15 exons. Bases 122 to 1771 code for a protein of 549 amino acids. NCBI's taxonomy places the organism in Eukaryota, Metazoa, Mollusca, Gastropoda, Lepetellida, Haliotidae. The record is from RefSeq and is a predicted model, not a curated record. Gene Ontology annotation, biological process: establishment or maintenance of epithelial cell apical/basal polarity; heterophilic cell-cell adhesion.